AUGGCUGUGCUUUACGAAAAAGUUGCAAUAGUAAAGAGACCCUGCUAUUUACCUUGCCCCCGCCCUCCUGCUCUUCCUCCUCCUCUGGCACGAAGAAGCUCCCAGCUGCUGAUCCUGCCUCUGAAAUUUGAAGACCGGAGACACUCAGGCUUCGUGUGUCUUGCGCAGACAAAUCAGAGAACCAGACGGCAGUACAGAGAAGCACCACUUCUUGGAGCAGAAGCCCAAGGAGUGGUUGAGUCUACUGCCUUGGUCGUUUGGUUGAGAAGACAAAUUAGCCAGAAAGCAUUUUUGUUCACUGACACCCAGCAGGUGGUGGAGUUUGUGAAAUCCAGGCCCUUGGUCAUCGUUGGCUUCUUUCAGGAUUUAGAGGAAGAAGUAGCGGAGUUGUUCUACGAUGUGAUCAAAGACUUCCCAGAGCUAACAUUUGGAGUGACAUCAAUUAGCAAUGCCAUUGGGCGUUUCCACGUCCCCCUGGACAGUGUUCUGGUGUUCAAAAAGGGAAAAAUUGUGAAACGCCAGGAGCUUAUUUAUGACAGUACCAACAAACAAGUCCUCAGUCAAGUCAUAAAAGAGCACCUCACAGAUUUUGUUAUUGAAUACAACAUGGAGAAUAAGGAUCUGAUUUACGAAUUGAACAUCCUGAACCACAUGCUGCUCUUCAUCUCCAAAAGCUCCAAGUCAUUUGAUACGAUAAUGCAGCAUUGUAAGUUGGCAUUGAAGGAAUUCCAAAACAAGAUCCUUUUCAUCCUUGUGGAUGCAGAUGAACCCAGAAACAGACAUGUCUUCAAACACUUCCGGAUCGCAGAGGUCAACAUCCCGUCUGUUCAGAUCCUAAACUUAAGCUCUGAUGCGAGAUACAAAAUGCCCUCUGAGGAGAUAACCUACAAAAACCUCAAGAAAUUCGGCCACAGCUUCCUGAAUAAAAGUGCCAAGAACCAUCAAUCCAGUGAAGAGAUUCCAAAAUAUUGGGACCAGGGGCCAGUUAAGCAGCUUGUUGGGAAGAACUUCAAUGUCGUCGUCUUUGACAAGGAGAGGGAUGUAUUUGUGAUGUUCUAUGCACCCUGGUCUGAAAAGUGCAGGGCGCUGUUCCCAAUGUUGGAGGAGUUGGGCAGAAAAUAUCAAAACCACCCCACAGUCACCAUCGCCAAGAUCGACAUCACGGCAAAUGAUAUUCAGCUGAUGAACCUGGACCGGUACCCCUUCUUCAGGCUCUUACCCACCGACUCUCAACAAGCUGUACCGUAUAAGGGAGAACACACCAUGAAGGGCUUUUCAGACUUCCCGGAAAGUCAAAUCAAGACCAGGCUUGAAGAUGAAGGUGAGUUAUUGUCUAUUGAACAAAGUGAAGUGAUAGAAGAGGAGGUAUUAGCUGAGGAAGAAGAGGUACCUUUUAUGCAGAAAGAGUUACCUGAGCAGAAGCUGCCUGAGCUGGAGAACGGGACCAAGCUGGAAGAGCCAGCCGGGCAGAAGGAAACAGCUCAGAAGGAGGAAAAGGUGGCUAAGCCAAAAGGACCUCCAAGACAAGAAAAGAAACCACGAGUCAAGGAAGAACUGUAG
Messenger RNA from Equus quagga, 1560 nucleotides. RefSeq names its product protein disulfide-isomerase-like protein of the testis. Gene Ontology annotation, biological process: protein folding. The coding region runs from base 1 to 1560 and encodes 519 amino acids. The record is from RefSeq and is a predicted model, not a curated record. The transcript is spliced from 11 exons. Gene Ontology annotation, cellular component: endoplasmic reticulum. Lineage: Eukaryota; Metazoa; Chordata; Mammalia; Perissodactyla; Equidae.